Rubroshorea leprosula is the source of this 678-nucleotide messenger RNA. The record is from the annotation of a GenBank genome assembly. Lineage: Eukaryota; Viridiplantae; Streptophyta; Magnoliopsida; Malvales; Dipterocarpaceae.
ACAACACAUGCAGAGUGAUUGAAGGCAAGUAUGUAGAUCUUCUGGCUCAGAAUGAUGAAAGCAAAAAGCCGUGGACUAAUCAUAGAGCAGAGCAACUCAAGUGGGAAAAACAAGUGUUUGAAUGGGCAUGAUGAGCAACCACCAAAAUCGGUGAUGUACUUCUUUGGAACCACAAGUUCUAUGUCAGAGGAACAUAUUAAUGAACUUGCAGUAGGGUUGGAAGAAAGCAAGAUGAGAUUCAUCCGGGUACUCAGAUAUGCUGAUAGAGGAGAUGUUUUUGCAGUGGAAGAUCAGAGUCUAAAGCUUCCAGAAUGGUUUGAAGAGAGAACUGGAGGAGCAAGGAUGGUUAUAAGAGAGUGGGUGCCUCACGCUGAAAUUCUGAGACACCCCUCUACUGGAUGUUUCAUGAGUCACUGCAGAUGGGGAUGGUGUCUAGAGAGCAUUAGUAUUGGUGUGCCAAUAGCAGUAGGAGACUUGGUGACUGCAUCGGCUAUUAAAGAAGCUCAGAGAACAAUAAUGGCAUCUGAAGAAGGGCGAAUGAUGAGGAAAGGGCAGAGGAAUUAGGAAGAGCUGCUCAUCAGGCUACCAGGGAAAGUGGAGUUUCUCACAAGGAGUUGGAGUCCUUUAUCAACCACAUCACUAGUUAGAUCAUCAUUGAUAUAAAGCUAGUUACUUCAG